AUGUCCGCCAUGCUGUCAUCGAGCAGAUCAACAUGUUGUAGAUCAACAUGUUGUAGAUCAACAUGUUGUAGAUCAACAUGUUAUAGAUCAACAUGUUAUAGAGCAACAUGUUAUAGAUCAACAUGUUAUAGAUCAACAUGUUAUAGAGCAACAUGUUAUAGAGCAACAUGUUAUAGAGCAACAUGCUGUAGAUCGACAUGCUGUAGAUCGACAUGUUGUAGAUCGACAUGUUAUAGAUCGACAUGUUGUAGAUCGACGUGCUGUAGAUCGACAUGUUGUAGAUCGACAUGUUGUAGAUCGACAUGUUGUAGAUCGACAUGUUAUAGAUCGACAUGCUGUAGAUCGACAUGUUGUAGAUCGACAUGUUGUAGAUCGACAUGUUAUAGAUCGACAUGUCAUAGAUCGACAUGCUGUAGAUCGACAUGUUGUAGAUCGACAUGCUGUAGAUCGACAUGUUAUAGAUCAACAUGUUGUAGAUCAGACAUGUUGUAGAUCAGACAUGUUAUAGAUCAACAUGUUGUAGAUCAGACAUGUUAUAGAUCAACAUGUUGUAGAUCAGACAUGUUAUAGAUCAGACAUGUUAUAGAUCAGACAUGUUAUAGAUCAGACAUGUUGUAGAUCAGACAUGUUGUAGAUCAGACAUGUUAUAGAUCAGACAUGUUAUAGAUCAACAUGUUGUAGAUCAGACAUGUUAUAGAUCAGACAUGUUAUAGAUCAGACAUGUUGUAGAUCAGACAUGUUGUAGAUCAGACAUGUUAUAGAUCAGACAUGUUAUAGAUCAGACAUGUUAUAGAUCAGACAUGUUGUAGAUCAGACAUGUUGUAGAUCAGACAUGUUAUAGAUCAGACAUGUUAUAGAUCAACAUGUUGUAGAUCAGACAUGUUAUGGAUCAGACAUGUUAUAGAUCAACAUGUUGUAGAUCAGACAUGUUGUAGAUCAGACAUGUUGUAGAUCAGACAUGUUAUA
Cyprinodon tularosa is the source of this 966-nucleotide messenger RNA. RefSeq names its product keratin-associated protein 4-9-like. The record is from RefSeq and is a predicted model, not a curated record. Gene Ontology annotation, cellular component: keratin filament. Lineage: Eukaryota; Metazoa; Chordata; Actinopteri; Cyprinodontiformes; Cyprinodontidae.